Messenger RNA from Trichoderma atroviride IMI 206040, 951 nucleotides. RefSeq lists its product as uncharacterized. NCBI's taxonomy places the organism in Eukaryota, Fungi, Ascomycota, Sordariomycetes, Hypocreales, Hypocreaceae. The record is from RefSeq and is a predicted model, not a curated record.
AACAGCUCUAUCGCGUCCUUCCUCUUCCCCAUCUUCGCCUCCUACAAAGCCCUCAAGACGUCGGAUCCUGCGCAGUUGAUGCCAUGGCUCAUGUACUGGGUCGUGUUUAGCUGCUGUCUGCUUGUAGAGUCGUGGGUCUACUUCAUCCUUGCGUGGGUCCCGUUCUACGGCUACAUUCGCCUUUUAUUCUUUUUAUACCUUAUUCUACCGCAAACCCAGGGCGCUCGAGUGCUCUACGAGACGUACAUCCAUCCCUUCCUCCGCGAAAACGAAUCGCAGAUCGACGAGUUUAUCGCCAGCGCCCAUGAGCGUCUCAAGGCGGCCGGCAUCGACUACUUCCGAAAGGCCAUUGACUACCUGAGAGUAAAUGUCCUCGGUCUACCCCCAAGCGAACCCGAGCCUCCCGCUCCUCCCGCCUACCAGAGCUAUACGCAAUCGCUCCUCGCUCGGUUUAACAUCCCCGCAGCAGCGAGGCCUUCUGCUCCUAGCAAUGUAGGCUCCGAUCUCUUCGGCCUCUUGGCCGGUGCCGUGGCGGCGGCAACCGGCUCAGGGGCGCGAAACGAAGCUGGCGCGGCAUCGGUAGUUCCAUCCCAUAUCCAAGACUCAAAUGAGAGGAUGACCUUCAUCGCCUCCCAGCGAGACCGACUCAACGUCCUCCUCACAGCUCUUGAUCGAGAAGCAGCGCAGCUUCAGCGAGACGGACAGACGCAGUCUCGAUCCCGCUCUAGGCACAUGGAUAGCGACGAGGAUGUCACCCAGAGGCCGCCUAGUGGGCUCAGCGGAUGGAGCGGACUGAGCAAGAGCCGCAGCGAGACGGAUUUUGAGAAGAUUGACGCCGAGAGUGGAGCCGAAGAUGAGUCCAACCUCCGGCGCCGUCAUGCCGCAGGUGACGACGCAGGCGGCUCGUGGAUGCCUUGGGGUCGCAGUGGAGGCACAAGCCACAGCUCUGGA